This is a messenger RNA of Zonotrichia leucophrys gambelii, 3148 nucleotides long. RefSeq names its product membrane associated ring-CH-type finger 6 (gene MARCHF6). The coding region runs from base 112 to 2844 and encodes 910 amino acids. Gene Ontology annotation, cellular component: endoplasmic reticulum membrane. The record is from RefSeq and is a predicted model, not a curated record. Lineage: Eukaryota; Metazoa; Chordata; Aves; Passeriformes; Passerellidae. Gene Ontology annotation, molecular function: zinc ion binding. The transcript is spliced from 26 exons.
CCGCGCUCUGUGGCCGCGGGCUCGGCGGCGCGGCCGGUCCGUCCGCUCGGCGCGCGGCCCCGCCCCCCGGUCACACCACCCGCCCGGCCGGCGCUGCGUCAGCCCGGCAAGAUGGAGACCGCUGAGGAAGAUAUAUGCAGAGUCUGUCGGUCGGAAGGAACUCCCGAGAAACCCCUCUAUCACCCGUGUGUGUGUACUGGCAGUAUUAAAUUUAUUCAUCAGGAAUGCUUAGUUCAGUGGCUUAAACACAGCAGAAAAGAAUACUGUGAAUUAUGUAAGCACAGAUUUGCUUUCACACCAAUUUAUUCCCCAGAUAUGCCUUCACGGCUUCCAAUCCAAGACAUCUUUGCUGGACUGGUUACAAGUAUUGGCACAGCAAUACGAUACUGGUUUCAUUAUACACUUGUGGCCUUUGCAUGGUUGGGAGUAGUACCUCUUACUGCAUGUCGUAUCUACAAGUGCUUGUUUACUGGCUCUGUGAGCUCACUACUGACACUGCCAUUAGAUAUUCUGUCCACGGAGAACUUACUGGCUGACUGUUUGCAGGGCUGUUUUGUGGUGACAUGCACUCUAUGUGCAUUUAUCAGCCUUGUUUGGUUACGUGAACAGAUCGUCCAUGGAGGAGCACCACAGUGGUUGGAACAAAAUCAACAGCAGCCACUCAAUGGUGUUGGUCAACAAAAUGAGGCUCAGGCUGCUGUAAAUGGAGGUGUUGAUAAUGCUGUGCUUGAUCAGCCUGCUAACCCAGCUGCUGAGAAUGUAGUUGUAGGUGAGAACCCUGAAAUUCAAGAGGAACAAGUAGAUGAAGAGGAAGAAGAUAAUGAAGAUGAAGAGGAUGCUGUAGUAGAAGAUGCAGCAGAUGCAAACAAUGGAGCACAAGAUGACAUGAACUGGAAUGCAUUGGAAUGGGAUCGAGCAGCAGAAGAACUUACUUGGGAGCGAAUGCUUGGACUUGAUGGAUCUCUGGUUUUCUUAGAACAUGUCUUUUGGGUGGUGUCUUUAAAUACCCUGUUCAUACUUGUCUUUGCAUUUUGUCCAUACCACAUUGGUCACUUCUCCAUUGUUGGCCUGGGCUUUGAGGAAUAUGUCCAAGCAUCUCACUUUGAAGGCCUGAUUACAACUAUAGUGGGAUAUGUUCUUCUAGCAGUGACUCUAAUUGUUUGUCAUGGUUUGGCAGCUCUUGUUAAGUUUCAGCGAUCACGUCGUUUACUAGGAGUUUGCUAUAUUGUUGUCAAGGUUUCCUUGUUAGUGGUGGUUGAAAUUGGUGUGUUUCCUCUCAUCUGUGGCUGGUGGUUGGAUAUAUGCUCCUUGGAGAUGUUUGAUGCCACUCUGAAAGACAGAGAAUUGAGCUUUCAGUCUGCCCCAGGCACCACAAUGUUUCUGCAUUGGUUGGUUGGAAUGGUUUACGUUUUCUAUUUUGCAUCCUUCAUCCUUUUGCUAAGAGAGGUAUUGAGACCUGGUGUCUUAUGGUUUCUCAGGAAUUUGAAUGAUCCAGACUUCAAUCCUGUGCAGGAAAUGAUUCACUUGCCCAUCUAUAGACAUCUCAGGAGGUUUAUCUUAUCAGUGAUUGUCUUUGGAUCAAUUGUACUACUCAUGCUCUGGCUUCCUAUACGCAUUAUUAAGUAUCUCCUGCCUAACUUUCUUCCAUAUAAUGUUAUGCUCUACAGUGACGCUCCAGUAAGUGAACUUUCCCUAGAGCUGCUUUUGCUUCAGGUGGUGCUUCCAGCUUUGUUAGAGCAAGGACAUACAAGACAGUGGUUGAAAGGUCUUGUACGAGCAUGGACUGUUACUGCUGGAUACUUGCUGGAUCUUCAUUCUUACCUACUUGGUGAUCAGGAAGAGAACGAAAACAAUGCAAAUCAGCAACCUAACAACCAGCAUGCUCGCAAUAAUAACGCCAUUCCAGUUGUGGGAGAAGGUCUCCAUGCAGCCCAUCAAGCCAUACUUCAACAGGGAGGACCUGUGGGUUUCCAGCCUUAUCGUAGGCCUUUAAAAUUCCCACUCAGGAUAUUUCUUUUGAUUGUUUUCAUGUGCAUAACAUUACUGAUUGCUAGUCUUAUCUGCCUUACCUUACCAGUGUUCGCUGGCCGGUGGUUAAUGUCAUUUUGGACUGGGACUGCCAAAAUCCAUGAGCUGUACACAGCUGCCUGCGGUCUCUAUGUCUGCUGGCUGACUAUCCGAGCUGUGACAGUGCUGGUGGCCUGGAUGCCGCAGGGUCGUAGAGUCAUUUUCCAGAAGGUCAAAGAAUGGUCUCUCAUGAUAAUGAAGACAUUGAUAGUGGCUAUACUGCUCGCUGGUGUGGUUCCGCUUUUGCUUGGUCUUUUGUUUGAAUUGGUCAUCGUCGCACCUUUGAGAGUUCCUUUGGAUCAAACACCUCUCUUCUAUCCCUGGCAGGACUGGGCUCUUGGAGUUCUGCAUGCCAAAAUAAUUGCUGCCAUAACUCUGAUGGGUCCCCAGUGGUGGCUGAAAACUGUUAUUGAACAGGUAUAUGCAAAUGGGAUUCGUAACAUUGACUUACACUUCAUCAUCCGUAAACUGGCAGCACCCGUAAUCUCUGUCCUCUUGCUUUCCCUGUGUGUGCCGUACAUCAUAGCUUCUGGUGUUGUACCUUUACUGGGAGUUACAGCUGAAAUGCAGAACCUCGUUCAGCGACGCAUUUAUCCUUUUCUGCUUAUGGUGGUGGUUUUGAUGGGAAUUCUGUCCUUCCAAGUCCGCCAGUUCAAGCGCCUUUAUGAACAUAUUAAAAAUGACAAGUACCUUGUUGGACAACGACUUGUGAAUUAUGAACGGAAGUCUGGUAAACCAGGCACAUCAACAACUCCACCUCAGUCUUCACAAGAAUAGAUGGUCAUAUUAAACAUGUUGACCUUCCCUUUGCCUUUACAUGUCCUUUUUUCAUAGACUCUUAUCGUCUUUGGAUAUCUCUCCCAAUAAUACUCUCAGCAGUGUUUUGGCUUCUGUUGGUAGCAUCAAGAUAGCAGUUAAGGCUCUGUUUCUUAUCUGCAUUUUCUGAUGUUGUAAAUGCUGUCUGAGAUCUGUAUAUGUGUAUAUAGAAAUGUCCUGACACCCUAAAACCUUGGAUUAAAAAGAAUGUGCAUUGUACAUCUUUAAAAAGUAUAUUAAUUUAUUAAAUCUAGUUGUCACUUUA